UUCGCCCUCUGUCAAGAAGUUAAGGCGUCGACUUCCCGAGUUGGAAUCUCUGAGCCACAAGCGCAGACACGUCAGUGGGGCUCGGGUGUUCGUGUUUCAGCAUCGCGCCGUGCUCCCUGUGGAAGCAAGCGUCUCACUGAGAGGAAGUCAAACAGUAUCCGGAGUCGCUUCUUGUCUUCGUUUUUUUUCCAACUCAUGCAGUGUUCUUUGUAACUUUUGUCGCGCUCCUGCUCCACGAUGAUAGGCGACCAGGGCGCUCCACACGUUGGGCUGGUAAAAGGCCAGCCUCUGUGGUAUUUGAUGUUGCCUUUAGAUAGGUUCAACUGAAGAUGGAAACACUGGAGUCUGAGCUGACCUGCCCAAUCUGCCUGGAAUUGUUUGAAGAUCCUCUGCUCUUACCGUGCGCCCACAGCCUGUGCUUCAACUGCGCCCACCGCAUCCUGGUGUCUCACUGCUCGUCCAGCAAGCCGCUUGAGUCUGUUACGGCCUUUCAGUGCCCCACCUGUCGUUACGUCAUCACGCUGAAUCACCGCGGGCUGGAGGGCCUUAAGCGCAAUGUGACGCUGCAGAACAUUAUAGAGCGCUUUCAAAAGGCCUCCCUGAGCAGCCCCAAUUCGCCUACUGAGAGCCGGCGCCUGCAGCGGCCCUACACCGCCACCAUUAGUGGCACAAUAGCCGGAACAAUUGGCGGCGGUGGUGGCGGUGGCACGAGUGGAAGCAGCGCCCGGAGCAGCCCGGCCACUUCCACCCACCACCACCCCCACCCGCACGCCAAUCACACCAAUCACAUUAACCACACCAACGCCAACCACAGCCCGGCUUUUGUGGCUAAAAUGGAUCUGCGCGUCUGCUGCCAAUUCUGCGAGCAGGAUCCGCCUCGCGAGGCCGUCAAGACGUGCGUCACGUGCGAGGUGUCGUACUGUGACCGCUGUCUGCGAGCGACGCACCCCAACAAGAAGCCCUUCACGAGUCAUCGCCUGGUGGAGCCUGUGCCGGACACGCACCUCCGCGGCCUAACCUGCAUGGAGCACGAGAGCGAGAAGGUCAACAUGUACUGCCUGGUGGAUGACCAGCUCAUUUGUGCCCUCUGCAAACUGGUCGGGCGGCACCGGGAGCACCAGGUGUCUUCCCUCACCGAACGUUUUGACAAGCUCAAAGCUUAUCAGAUGAGCCCGGGCAGAGUGUCAGAUGCGGUAAUGGAGGCUUCAAAGACAAGCGCUGCGCAAACCUUGGAAAACAACUUGACCAACUUAGUGAAGAGGAACAGUGAACUGGAGAACCAAAUGGCCAAACUCAUCCAAAUCUGUCAACAGGUUGAGGUGAACACUGCCAUGCACGAAGCCAAGUUGGUGGAGGAGUGUGACGAGCUGGUGGAGAUCAUCCGCCAGAGGAAGCAGGUCAUUGCUGUGAAAAUCAAAGAGUCCAAGGUGAUGAAGCUGCGUAAAUUGGCCCAGCAGAUUGCCAACUGCCGACAGUGUCUGGAGCGCUCCAGUGCCCUCAUCACACAGGCAGAACAGAGCCUGAAGGAAAACGACCACGCCCGCUUCCUUCAGACCGCCCGAAAUGUGUCUGAAAGAGUUGCCAUGGCGACAGCCUCCUCCCAGGUACUCAUUCCUGAUGUCAAUCUGAAUGAAGCUUUCGACAACUUUGCCCUGGACUUUUCGAGAGAGAAGAAGAUUCUGGAAGCCCUUGAUUACCUAACAGCACCCAGCCCGCCAUCCAUCCGAGACGAGUUGUGCACAGCGUCUCACGACACCAUCACUGUUCACUGGACAUCUGAGGACGAGUUCAGCGUCACCUCGUAUGAGCUGCAGUACACCAUAUACACUGGCCAAACUAAUUUCAUCAGUUUGUACAACUCUGCCGACAGCUGGAUGAUUGUGCCCAACAUCAAGCAGAACCACUACACGGUGCACGGCCUGCAGAGUGGCACGCGCUAUGUCUUCUUCGUCAAGGCUAUCAACCAGGCAGGAAGCCGCAACAGUGAGCCGACCCGCCUCAAAACCAACAGUCAGCCUUUCAAAUUGGAUCCCAAAACGGCGCACAAGAAGCUGCGUCUUUCCAACGACUGUCUCACCAUGGAGAAGGACGAGAGCUCUCUGAAGAAGAGUCACACUCCCGAACGCUUUGGUGGAACGGGCUCAUACGGCGCCGCCGGUAAUGUGUUCAUUGACAGCGGGUGUCACUACUGGGAGGUUCUGCUGGGAGCAUCCACAUGGUAUGCCAUCGGCGUGUCUUAUAAAUCAGCCCCUAAAAAUGAAUGGAGUGGCAAAAACUCGUCGUCGUGGGUGUUCUCACGCUGCAACAACAACUUUAUGGUGCGCCACGACGGCAAGGAUAUGCUGGUAGAGGCCAGCCUGCAGCUGAGGCGUCUGGGUGUCCUGCUGGACUAUGACAACAAUUCGCUCUCCUUCUACGACGCCAUGAACUCCCAGCACAUUCAUACCUUUGAAAUCUCCUUCCUCCUGCCCGUCGUACCCACCUUCAUGAUUUGGAACAAGUCGGUCAUGAUCCUCUCAGGGCUUCCCGUGCCAGAUUUUGUGGAGGGAAUGUCUCUGGAUCAGCAGGAGCAGCAGCAGCAGCAGCAGCAGCAGAUGGGCCUGUGCCGACAAGAGUCCCCUUAUUUGACCGGGAUGAAAUCCUGCCACUGAAUGCACGCAACACUAAGGACAGUCCUAUCCUUCCCAGUGGUGGACUGAUCCAUGUGGUCAGCGUGACUGCUGCAUCUAGAGUGGACCUAAUUACCGUACUUUCUACUGUAUGUAGAAAAAUGUCAAAAUGUACACACCGCUCGAGAAAAUUAUUCAGUCCUUAGGAC
Messenger RNA from Hippocampus zosterae (dwarf seahorse), 2818 nucleotides. It is a transcript of the gene mid2, whose product is annotated as midline 2. The coding region runs from base 330 to 2651 and encodes 773 amino acids. The transcript is spliced from 11 exons. NCBI's taxonomy places the organism in Eukaryota, Metazoa, Chordata, Actinopteri, Syngnathiformes, Syngnathidae. The record is from RefSeq and is a predicted model, not a curated record. Gene Ontology annotation, molecular function: protein binding; zinc ion binding.